Molecule: messenger RNA, 4284 nt
Organism: Odocoileus virginianus texanus
Lineage: Eukaryota; Metazoa; Chordata; Mammalia; Artiodactyla; Cervidae
Source: RefSeq, a predicted model, not a curated record
CACUGGUACAGCUUUUCUGCAAAGAUAUUGGGAGGUAUGUUUGGGGGGGAGCCUUACGAUUAUGACCUUAGAGCCCCUAUUUCCAAUUACAGGAUGUUUUCUUGUGGAAAUAGUAAGAGUUGUAGGUCAUAGAAUGUUUAUCUGUGGGAAUAUUAUGGUGUUAAUCAUAAUUGCAAAAUACUAUAAACAACUUAAAUGUUCAAGAACAGGGAAAUAGUUAAUAAAUUAUUCAACAGUAUGGUGGAAUAUGGGAUAUAAUCAGCCAUUUAAAGUUGUAUAUUUCAGUAACAUUGUAAUGAUAAGAAACAUGUUAAUGAGGAUGAAAGUGGGAUGCCAGCCUGCUUGCUUAUAAUUUAUAGGUAACUAGGAAUAAAUGUCUCUGUAUCUCAAGCUGGUCGUAAUCAUCUUUGGGCAGAGGAAUUAUUUUCUGUAUACUUUUAUUUUCCAACAUUUUCUACAGUAUGAAUAUAUCUUUUUAUAAUCAGAGAAACAGUACUUGAAGAAAAUUCAGGGGAUGAGAAUGUCUUCAUUAAAUUCUUUUAAAAUGUAAAAUGAAAUUUUAAGGUAUUAAAGUAUAAGGUAUUACAAAUAAGAGGUAAGUACCAUUUCAGCAGAUGAAUGAAUAAGUUAGGCAGACUGCCAAGAGGUUAUUGAUUUUAAGAGAAAAAAUGAUAAGCCACUGUGGGUAAUAUUCACAUUUUUCUGGCAGUUAUAAAGAAACCACUGAUUUUCUAAAAUAGCAGGUGCUGAAUUGGGAGAACUCUAGAGAAGUUUUAUUUCAUCACUUAAUUUUUACAUAAUGACUGUAUUAUAAAGUGAGGAAACUUAAAAUUUCAGAUAGAGAAAUUUAUUUCUGAGUAUCACAAAAUUUUGGUAUUUGUGGAAAAGAUUUAAUAACUGCUGGGUAUAAAUACCUGAUUGAUUUACUUUGAGGAGUGCAUAUUCUUAAUCAGCAUUCUGAAUUAAAUGGGGGCUGUUCAGAUGGAUCGUUUUACGUAAGUUUUAAAUAUUUAUGAUCAGACUGAUGCCAGAGAAAGUACAGCAUCUUGAGUAUGCUUAUGAAACACUGAACUCCUGCAUUUUAUUUUACAGUGUAGCUCUCGCAAUAUAUUACCACAUCAAAAACAGGGACCCAGAUGGAAGGAUGCUCUUGGAUAUUUUCGAUGAAAACCUUCACCCUCUCUCGAAAUCCGAAGUGCCACCAGAUUACGACAAACACAACCCAGAGCAGAAGCAGAUCUACCGGUUUGUGCGGACGCUGUUCAGUGCCGCUCAGCUGACUGCAGAGUGUGCCAUCGUCACCCUGGUGUACCUGGAACGGCUCCUCACAUACGCAGAGAUUGACAUCUGUCCGGCCAACUGGAAGCGGAUUGUUCUGGGGGCCAUCCUGCUGGCCUCCAAGGUGUGGGACGACCAGGCGGUGUGGAACGUGGACUACUGCCAGAUCCUGAAAGACAUCACGGUGGAGGACAUGAACGAGCUAGAGCGACAGUUCCUUGAAUUGCUCCAGUUCAACAUCAACGUUCCUUCCAGUGUUUAUGCCAAGUAUUAUUUUGAUCUUCGUUCUCUGGCGGAAGCCAACAACCUGAGCUUCCCCUUGGAGCCCCUGAGCAGAGAGAGGGCCCACAAGCUGGAGGCCAUCUCCCGCCUCUGCGAGGACAAGUACAAGGACCUGCGAAGACCCACGAGGAAGCGGUCAGCGAGUGCUGACAAUCUGACUCUGCCCAGGUGGUCCCCGGCCAUCAUCUCCUAACCGUGGGCGUCCCUGCCGGAGGCCGUGCCAUCCCUCAGUUUCUCCUUUAGUUCGAGAAAAGACAGACGUGGGGUGGUUUUGUUUUGUUUCCUCUCCUUUUCUUUUUAAUUCAUAGCUCCGCCAGGCUGCCUUGAUGAGCGCCUCCAGGCUGCGCGCAUGCGCAGCAGGGCUCCGAGGACACGAAGUCGGUGCCAUGGGAUCCCGUCCAUGCCUUCCCAGCCCCGGGUCAGCGCUUCCUUCGUGGAGGAAAAAGACUCUAACCCUGGAGGAGGCAGGGAAGGGACGGGAAGUCGCACAGAGGCAGGGAGAGCAGCUUGGCCUGGUUCCUAAGUCCCCGUCGGUAACCGAACCAACCCGACAGGAGAGCCCGGCGUAGGUGACAUUUAAGUUGGAUGCGCAUUAAAGGCGUUCACCACCCCACCCGGAUCAGUAUGUCCCGUUAAGACUUCUUGCAUUCCUUCUUGCUGCUUCUCGGGGAUUUGGGGGGGAUUUUUGUUUGUUUUAUUCUGUUUUGGUUUUGGUCCCACAGAGCAGAGAAUAUAGUUUGUACCCACCAUGGCACAGACAUCCAAAUAAAUAGCACUGGCUGUUUCUCUCUGCACCACUCCUGCGAGCUGUCUUCUGAGCUUUCUUGCUCUCCAGGGGGAGCACUUGUCACGUCUCUGCGCACCUUUAUCCUAGAUGGUUUUCUCCACAGUGGCGGAAUCAACUUGACUGUAGUGCUGAACCAGACGACUCCCUUCCCCCAGCUCCUCCCCCAGGAACAUUCUAGAUCACUUGGGUGCUUGUGCCUUCUGAUCCUGCGGUGGUCUCUCUCUGCCUGCCCCAAGGGGCAGCCCCUUCCCUGCCCUGCCCACCCCACUCCUCUACUUCCACGUCCAUUGUGCAAGCAAUAUUCCUCUCAACUUUUAUAUGUUUACUUCAAAUCAAAGUUAGUCUAUUUGUAUAAAAAUUUUUUAAAAAUCUAAAAUUUAAAAAAAAGGGGGUGGGGGUGGGUAUUCACAUGGAAGAUCACUGAAGGGCAAAAUGUUCCUAUUUACUGAGGUAUUUUUCACAGAAUGAUUGAAUAAAAAACUCGACUUGCAUUUUCAUUGUGGGUGCUUAGUGAAGUUAUAUGAAACUAAAACUGUGAAGGUUUAUGCGUCAUUAACUAUGACCGUCCUUUAUCAUUUCUGACUAUUCUUCAUUUCCUUAUGGGCUAGAUGAAAAGCUUUUACAGCAAGGAAGAUUAAGGGUUAAUGACAGGACCUCGCAGUUAAGUGCAAGAAUCUGGGUCAGUGAAGCAUACAGUGCUUUGGGGUUUGCACAUUUUCUCGGUCACAAUAACAGAAGUUUCUAAGUUUUUCCUUCAUCAGGUCUUUGAGGCAAAUGGCAGUAGAUAAAUCUGUGUUUUACCACCCUCCUGUGUGAGCUUGGAAAACUCUGGAAUCUUAUGUUAUUUGUCUUGUGCCCUGAACUCAUAUACCUGCUCCCCAGACAUGCCUGCCCUGAGGAGACAUGCUUCUUCAGUGGGAGGGACUCAGAAGCACCCAAGCAGCCCAUGAACACGAAGCCCAGUGCUAGUCAGAUGGCCCUGAGGUUUGUAGCAUGUGUAAACCCAACUGUGUGGGCCAGAAACACUGUCAGAUUCUUUCUGGCUUAAACUUUCAAAAGCAAACAAGCGGAAUAUGAAAAGUUAAUUAUCUUUCCAUUGUAACUGUGUAUCAAUAUACUCCAUAUGGGUUUCAAAAUCAGCUGCUCUCUUCAAGUAAGAUUUGGAUUUAGAACAUGAAAUAGAGACCCCCCCAAAAUGUAGAAAAUACCAUUUUAUAUUCCCUAAACUAUAUAGCUUAAAAAGGGACAUAUUUUCUUAGCUGACUAUGAAUACCUCUCAAAUAAAUUAGUUCCUCCCAUGUAGAGUAUGUUACUUUACCGAUCCAUUUCAGGAAAGAGGUUUUGCUGCCUUUCAAGCAGACAUCUUAUUUUUAUCCCUUUUAUUUGAAUGAGAGAUUUGAAAAUUGAAUUAUGUAAAUAUUUCAAUGCAUCUGCUAUUAUUUUGUGGAGUUUAUUAAACUACUUUAAAAAAUUGUAUAGUCUAUUUAUUUAUGUAUGUACAUACAGUCUGCUAACUUAAAGUUUAAAGUGGAUUCCGUAAAACCUGACUCAGUCUUGUUUAGACUAUUGAAUAUUGUUUUAGCCUUGUGCACUGGAUUCUACCUCUGUAUAGGAAAAUUUUCCAUAUUCCUGAGCAUCGAUCUGUAUUAACUGGUUAUGUUUCUUGCACUAAGGAUUUUUAAAACUCUGCUGUAAGUAUAGAUUUCAGUUUUACUUUUGCAGAAUGGUUCCCUUGACAUGAAGAUAAUUUAGGUUGGGUUUAUUUUUCUACAUGAUGAAGAAGACAUUACGUUCUCUGGUUUGUUCUAAGUUUGCAAAAAAAAAAAAAAAAAAGCCCGUCAACACCCAAUACAGUACCUAUUGAUAAAUCAUGGUGAUGUAAUUUGUUUGCAAGGUGGUUCAUGCCCUACAAUUAAAGCCGGAUUGCUAUUUAGGAA